AUGAAAAUUUUUCUCUUGCGUUCUUUAAAUCGUAUAGCGUGGUUCUAUGCUUAUCUAGGGUUAAUUUAUGCACUUUAUUUUAUUUAUUUUAUUGUUGUACCAACGUAUCGUGAACAAAAUCGAUUAUCGAAUUUUACAUAUUUCAUUUUUAAUAUCAUUUUUUUAUAUUUCUUUUUACAAGCUUAUCUUAAUUUAAUUCUUACAACAUUUUCUUCUAUAUCAUUGUGUAAUGAAGAAAAAAUCGAUCGAUAUUGUCGUAAAUGUUUAAAUUAUAGUCGAGAACGAUCACAUCAUUGUAAUUUAUGUCAAUUAUGUAUACCAAUACAAGAUCAUCAUUGUUUUUUUGUUGGUACAUGUAUUGGUAAACAUAAUCAACGAUAUUUUCUUUUAAUGCUUUUUCAUCUUUUAUGUGCACAUUUUAUUGGUUAUAUAUUUGUUUUUAAUUAUUUAUGGAAUGAAAUAGAUGGAUUUCAUAUUUUAAAUAUUUUUAAAAUUUUAUUUUUUAAUAUUGGUUAUUUAAUUGGUUUCAUUAAAACAAAAUGGCAAGCAUUUAUUUGUUUUCAUCAUUAUCUUGUGUAUUUUGAUAUAAUAUUUAUAAGUAAAUUAUUUUAUCAAAUAAUGAAAAGAUCAUUGAAUGGACAAACAUAUUAUGAAGAAAAGAAAAUGAUUUUUAAAAAUAAACAAACUUUUUCUCAGAUUUUUGGUUCAAAUAAAUGGAUAUUAAUAUUUCCAUUAAUCCGUCCAUGA
Rotaria sordida is the source of this 747-nucleotide messenger RNA. Lineage: Eukaryota; Metazoa; Rotifera; Eurotatoria; Philodinida; Philodinidae. The record is from the annotation of a GenBank genome assembly.